ACUUCGUUCGCGGACUUCAACGUCAUCGGUUCGGCGUUUUCUUUUGGGAAGAGAGGAAAAAGAUUAAAGUUCUAGAAAUUAGUCAACUUUUAGUGAAAGUUUGCUCGGAAAAAUGAAGUAAAAAUGUGAAAAAUUGCUUCAACUUGCUUUUGAGACUUGAAAAAUCUAAGCAACCGCUGCGAAGAGAAGAUGCGCUAAGGUCCGGAAAGAUCCGGUUCCGGUUUGACGAAAACAAUCAAACACCGCAAUGUAUCUGUACAACUUUAUCCUGCAGCGUGCGACCGGCAUCACGCACGCGGUCCACGGCUGCUUCGCCGGCACCAAGCAGCAGGAGAUUCUGCUGAGCAAGGGCAAAAGUUUGGAGCUGGUGCGGCCGGACCCGAACACGGGGAAGGUGCACACGCUGCUGCAGACGGAGGUUUUCGGCGUGAUCCGGUCGCUGAUGUCGUUCCGGCUGACGGGGGGCACGAAAGAUUAUGCCGUGGUCGGUUCCGACUCGGGCCGCAUCGUCAUCCUGGAGUACAACGCGGCCAAGAACCAGCUCGAGAAGGUGCACCAGGAAACGUUCGGCAAGUCCGGCUGUCGGCGGAUCGUUCCGGGGCAGUUUUUGGCCAUCGACCCGAAGGGUCGUGCCGUGAUGAUCGGGGCGAUCGAGAAGCAGAAGCUGGUCUACAUUUUGAACAGAGAUUCGGAGGCGCGGUUGACCAUUUCUUCGCCGCUGGAGGCGCACAAGUCGAGCACGUUGACGUACCACAUGGUCGGAGUGGACGUGGGCUUUGAGAACCCGAUGUUUGCCUGUUUGGAGAUUGAUUACGAGGAGGCGGAUCUGGAUCCGACGGGGGAAGCUGCGGCGAAGACGCAGCAGACGUUGACGUUCUACGAGUUGGACUUGGGGUUGAACCACGUGGUCCGGAAGUACUCGGAACCGCUGGAAGAGCACGCGAAUUUCUUGAUUUCCGUGCCCGGAGGCAACGACGGUCCGUCUGGAGUGUUGAUCUGCUCGGAGAACUACCUGACGUACAAGAAUCUCGGCGACCAGCACGACAUCCGUUGUCCGAUUCCGCGCCGACGCAACGACCUGGACGACCCCGAACGGGGCAUGAUCUUCAUCUGCUCGGCCACGCACCGCACCAAGUCGAUGUUCUUUUUCCUGGUUCAAACCGAGCAGGGAGACAUCUUCAAAGUUACGCUCGAGACGGACGACGACGUCGUGGCGGAGAUCAAGCUCAAGUACUUUGACACGGUUCCGCCGGCCACGGCCAUGUGCGUGCUCAAGACCGGUUUCCUGUUUGUGGCGUGCGACUUUGGCAAUCACUAUCUCUAUCAGAUCGCUCACCUCGGCGACGACGACGACGAGCCCGAGUUCAGCUCGGCCAUGCCGCUGGAGGAAGGCGACACGUUCUUCUUCGCUCCACGCCCGCUCAAGAACCUGGUCAUGGUCGACGAAAUCCACUCGUUCGCGCCGAUCCUGGGCUGCCAGGUGGCCGAUCUCGCCAACGAGGACACGCCCCAGCUGUACCUGGCGUGCGGCCGCGGACCCCGCUCCUCCAUCCGAGUCCUGCGCCACGGUCUGGAAGUGUCCGAAAUGGCCGUCUCCGAGCUGCCCGGUAAUCCGAACGCCGUCUGGACCGUCAAGAAACGCGCGGACGACGAGUUCGACGCGUACAUCAUCGUGUCCUUCGUGAACGCCACCCUGGUGCUCAGCAUCGGCGACACCGUCGAGGAGGUCACCGACAGUGGCUUCCUGGGAACGACGCCGACGCUGUGCUGUUCCGCCCUCGGUGAUGACGCCCUGGUGCAGGUCUACCCGGACGGCAUUCGGCACAUCCGCGCGGACAAGCGCGUCAACGAGUGGAAGGCCCCCGGCAAGAAGACGAUCAUCAAGUGCGCGGUCAACAGCCGGCAGGUCGUGAUUGCGCUGUCCGGCGGGGAGCUGGUGUACUUUGAGAUGGAUCCGACCGGUCAACUGAACGAGUACACCGAGCGGAAGAAGAUGCCCAGCGAUGUGAUGUGUAUGGCGCUGGGUUCAGUCCCCGCUGGUGAGCAGCGCGCCUGGUUCUUGGCCGUCGGUUUAGCGGACAACACGGUCCGUAUCAUCUCGCUCGAUCCCGCUGACUGCUUGUCCCCGCGAUCGAUGCAGGCCCUGCCGUCGGCGGCCGAAUCGCUUUGUAUCGUCGAGAUGGGAACCGGCGAGAGUAACGAGGAGGGGACCGUUUCAACGGCGGGAUGUUUCUACCUGAACAUUGGGCUGACGAACGGAGUUCUGUUGAGGACGGUGCUGGAUCCGGUUUCUGGGGAUUUGGCCGAUACGCGAACGCGUUAUUUAGGAUCGCGCCCGGUGAAGCUGUUCCGGAUCAAGAUGCAGGGCUCGGAAGCGGUGCUGGCCAUGUCCAGUCGGACCUGGUUGAGCUACUACUACCAGAACCGGUUCCACCUGACUCCGCUGUCGUACGAAACCCUCGAAUACGCGUCCGGCUUCUCGAGCGAGCAGUGCGCCGAAGGCAUCGUGGCCAUCUCAACCAACACGCUGAGGAUCUUAGCCCUAGAAAAGCUCGGAGCCGUCUUCAACCAGAUCACGUUCCCCCUCGAGUACACCCCGAAGCGUUUCCUGAUCCACAACGAAACCGGCAAGCUAAUCAUCAGCGAAACCGACCACAACGCGUACACCGAGGAGACCAAGAACAUCCGCAAGAAGCAGAUGGCCGACGAAAUGCGCGAAGCCGCAGGCGAAGACGAGCAAGAACUCGCCAACGAGAUGGCGGACGCCUUCAUCAACGAAGUCCUCCCGGAAGACCAAUUCUCCUCCCCGAAAGCCGGAGCCGGCAUGUGGGCGUCCCAAAUCCGCGUCAUGGACCCCAUCAACGGCCACACCUACUCCAAGGUGCAGCUCGCCCAAAACGAAGCCGUCAUGUCGAUGGCCCUAGUGCGAUUCACCGUCGACCAAAAGUGGUACGUCGUGGCCGGAGUGGCCAAGGAUCUCGCCCUCAACCCCAAAAUCACCAACGGUGGCUUCAUCGACGUCUACAAGUACGACUUCCACACCCACCAGCUCGAGCACUACCACCGCACCGAAAUCGACGACGCCCCCGGCGCAAUCUGCUCCUUCCAAGGCCGCGUCCUCGUCGGCAUCGGCAAAGUCCUGCGCAUCUACGACCUCGGCAAAAAGAAGCUCCUCCGCAAGUGCGAGAACAAACACAUUCCCAACCAGAUCGUCAACAUCCAGGCCAUGGGCUCGCGCGUCUUCGUCUCCGACGUCCAAGAAUCCAUCUACUGCGUCAAGUACAAGCGCGCCGAGAACCAACUCAUCAUCUUCGCCGACGACACCCACCCCCGCUGGAUCACCACCUCAACCCUCCUAGACUACGACACCGUCGCCACCGCCGACAAGUUCGGCAACGUGUCCGUCCUCCGCCUCCCCCACUCCGUCUCCGACGACGUCGACGAAGACCCCACCGGCAACAAAGCCCUCUGGGACCGCGGCCUCCUCAACGGCGCCUCCCAAAAGGCGGAAAACGUGUGCACAUUCCACCUCGGCGAAACCAUCAUGUCGCUCCAAAAAGCCACCCUCAUCCCCGGAGGCUCCGAAUCCCUCAUCUACGCGACCAUGUCCGGCACCGUCGGCGCCCUCGUCCCCUUCACCAGCCGCGAAGACUUUGACUUUUUCCAACACCUCGAGAUGCACAUGCGCAACGAGAAUCCGCCACUGUGCGGGCGGGACCACCUCAGCUUCCGCAGCUACUACUACCCGGUCAAGAACGUCAUGGACGGGGAUCUGUGCGAGCAGUUCACCUCGAUGGAUCCGGCCAAGCAGAAGAGCAUCGCGACCGAUCUGGGGCGGACGCCGAACGAGGUCGCGAAGAAGCUCGAGGACAUCCGGACGCGGUACGCGUUCUAAGAUCAAAUCGCUAGAUGUGUACUAAAUAAGCAUAUUUGUAAAACUAAAGUAUUCGUAAUCUGGUGCCGCCGACGGAGUUUGCCCAAUUCCUGGGAUGUUUGCACAUAGUUUCGAUAUCAUAAUCACAAGUGGUACGGAUUUGCUGGUGGCGACGAAUUUUGAGGAUUUCGCACUUUUGCAAUGAAGUUCAACCCAAAAAGAUCGCGCGUUUUGAGAGAUUGCUGAUUGACGGAUUUCUCAAAGCUGAAGUUUUCUUCGUCUUCAAGGAACUAAACCUCGUGUGAUUCUGUGCAACCUUUUCAUCUUGACUGAUUGGAAAUUGCAGAUUCUUUCUCUUGGCGCGAUGACGUCCAAUGGAACUUGCAACUUCUGAGAAAGUUUGAAAUGCUGACCAAAUCGAAAUCAUCUGAUCGGUUAUCACGCUGAAGGCGAUCUCAAGAUUCCCCGUCCCAGCAGCCAGCAGCAAAAUUUUCACGUUGUAGUGAAUAAAAUCAUCCAAAAGUCGCGGCACCAGGCUCACUCUACUAAUCACCUCUCGCUCAGCUCCCAUCACGAGAAGAACCUACGUUUUUAAAGUUGCAAAACCUAACACAUCCGUUCGCGACCGAAUGGUACACGACCCAACAAAAAAAAAAACUAAUCUUAAUAAAAGCUAUGCAUAAAACACAA
Messenger RNA from Culex pipiens pallens (northern house mosquito), 4564 nucleotides. It is a transcript of the gene Sf3b3, whose product is annotated as splicing factor 3B subunit 3. Gene Ontology annotation, cellular component: nucleus; U2 snRNP. The record is from RefSeq and is a predicted model, not a curated record. Gene Ontology annotation, biological process: mRNA splicing, via spliceosome. The transcript is spliced from 14 exons. Gene Ontology annotation, molecular function: protein binding; U2 snRNA binding. The coding region runs from base 248 to 3895 and encodes 1215 amino acids. Lineage: Eukaryota; Metazoa; Arthropoda; Insecta; Diptera; Culicidae.